This is a messenger RNA of Chelonoidis abingdonii (Abingdon island giant tortoise), 4351 nucleotides long. RefSeq names its product INTS3 and NABP interacting protein (gene INIP). Gene Ontology annotation, cellular component: SOSS complex; nucleoplasm; nucleus. The record is from RefSeq and is a predicted model, not a curated record. NCBI's taxonomy places the organism in Eukaryota, Metazoa, Chordata, Testudines, Testudinidae. Gene Ontology annotation, biological process: DNA repair.
GAUUCCGCCCACGGGAGCGGUGACGUGUUUCAGUAUCGCCCGGGGAAGAAAACGGAGGCCGGGCGUGAGUGUCGCCCGUGCUUUGCGUCAUGAACGGCGUCUGGGAUUUGCAUUAAGCUGAGAGUUCCAAAUGUAAUUGGGUAAUUACUGCUGAAAGUAGCAAGAUGGCAGCAAACCCUCCAAGUCAAGGUUUUCAGAAUAAAAAUAGGGUUGCAAUCUUGGCAGAACUAGACAAGGAGAAGAGAAAAUUACUUAUGCAAAACCAGUCUUCCACUAAUCACCCUGGAGCCAGAGUUCUGCAGCCAUUCUGCCAAACAUCUGAUCUUCCCAUCAUGAAGAAUAUGGACCCAUGCAUUGCACUUGCAAGAUCUUCCCUUAAUAAGGAUUUCCGGGAUCAUGCUGAGCAGCAGCACAUAGCAGCACAACAAAAAGCAGCAUUACAGCAUGCACAUGCACAUUCUUCAGGAUAUUUCAUAACCCAAGACUCUGCAUUUGGAAAUCUUAUUCUUCCUGUCUUACCUCGACUAGAGUCGGAAUGAGGGCUGUUAUUUCUCAGAAUGAAGGAGAUGGAUAUGUUGUCCAUUGUCAAAGCUGCCAUCUUUCAGAACUACUUCAUAUGAUUUGGAAAACAGAUUGUGAGCUGUUUAAAAAACAACUUUUUUUUAUGUAUUUGACCUUUUUAUUUAAAAAAGCCUGUUUCAUUCUGGAUUCAUAUGCUUCUCUUCCAUGGUUGAGUUGGCUUCACCUGAGAAGAGGUGCUGUAGAUUAUUAUGGAACUGUCAGCAUUCUUCUUUAAUUUCUUUUGUCAGCUCAGAGCAAGACUGUUCCCCUGACAUAUCACUCCUACAGUUUAUUUUUUUGUUUUCCUCUCUUCUUUCAUUCAGUUGGAAGGAAGGACGCCCCACCCAGAAUUUGAGACACUUGUUCUAAUCUGCAUUUCUAAAGUAUCUGUCAUAGUAUCUAUGUACUGUACUUGACCUUAGUGAAAGCAGACAAAGUUAUCAUUGUCUGUCCUAAGACAGACAUGAAUUCAGUAGAUAGAUCAGUCAUUUUCAUUCACUCUGCAGGAACAUUGUUAGUGCACCCUAAUGUUUUUUACGUUUAGUUUUUGUAACAGUAUCCUGGUUUCCCAGGUAGUUAGAUACUAUGUGCCAUUGUCAGUUUUAGAGUAUAUAAAACCUAAUUAUUAACGUUAUGAACAAACAAUCUUGUUUAUGUCCAAUUAUCCUCAUCUUUUCUAGUGACAUGGGGUAAAAAUUCCCAAAGCAUUUAAGUCCCAUGCCAUAAGUUACUUAGGCACUUUUGAAAAUGUUACCCAUAAAAGUUCAAGAUCUGCCCUCGAAUUCAAAAUGUUACACUUUUAGAGUUUUUGUUCUUUCAGUGCCUUUGAAAGUGUGUGUUUGUGCUGCCCAAGUCAGAGUUUAGAUUCUGUCUCUGUAAAUCCUUUUCCAGGCUCAUUUCAGUUCUGGCAUCCCUUUUCAGCACUAGGCUGAAGCUUGGCUUACAGCGUCUAUUGGUUGGAUAAAUUAUUUUGGAAGCAAAAUAAUACUGGAAUAAAGACACUUAUUUUGGAAUAGAGUUUGCACAAUACUGGUGUAGCUUUAUCGGUAUAGUUAUACUGCCAUCGUUCUGCUGGUCAGUUUUCCCAUGUAGACUAACCCUGGGAUCUUAGUGCCAAGGAGCUUUAAAAAAAGAAAAGUGAAGAUCUGGGCUUGGAAUCUGCUGGUACUUUCCCAUACAUUAUACUGGUGCCUAUCUUAUUCUCCGAAAUCUCAGCUUACUUUUUUUUUUUUUUUAAAUGAAAGUCACUAGCUAUUGUGGUUGUAAAGAAAACUUCAAAAAUGUGAACUGAGUAUAAGUGAUGCAGAGGUGAGUGUGCAGGGCGCUGGGACCAAUAGCUUAGAACUGCUCUAUUCAUCACAGGGAGGGGUUAACUCAGGUGCCCCAGUGAUGAUGAUUUAAAUCUCAAAGUUUCAGUUUUCAUGAAUUAAAAGGAAGAGGGAGAGUCACUGAUCUGCACAGUUUGCAGCAAGUGCACCUCGAAUUGGUGCCACAAGAAUGUGGUGUCUAAAAUACCAUUUUUCAUUUAUCUCCAUGAAGACGGAGCCUACCCAAGGAACAUAGCACAAAACAGUGAGCAUAUUGAAGUCCCAGCAAAGUGAAGCCAUGCUCCAGGAGCCCAGUGGAACUCACCUGUGCAGUCAUAUUUUGACUAGCUGCACAAUCUACUAUGAGCAGAAUCUCACUUUGAUGACUGAAAUGUGUGGGGUUUAUUUUGCAGGUAAGAUUUGGAAGAAUAACCCCCUUCCCAUCCCAUUCCUGGUGAUGGCUAUUAUGUAACUCUGUAUUUUUAAAACUUGCUUUGCUUUACUUUACAAAUGGAAACUUCCAGCUCCUGUUCUACAACAUGAGCCAAAUGGCUGUGAGUGUUUUGAAAAAGUUGACAUGCAUAAAUCUCAGUGUGGAGAACAUCAAAUGUUUCACCACAAAUGGUCAAAAUGUGGAAUCUUACUUAAAUGGCAGCUACCAGACCCAAAUAUCCAGGAUUCAGAAAUGUAAAACAAGGAAAUGGAUUUUAGCUUUAUAGUUAGGAGUGGAGCCACCAGCUUCUCAGUAGAAAAGAAUUGAAAGAGAACUUUUCAGUGGUCUCAUACAGGCUACAGAUUAUAAAUGGUACAAGCACCAAAACAAGCAAGACCCUCACCUUGUCUAAAUCAGCAUAGGUCCAGUGGAGAAGAUGGACCUACGCCUGUUUACACUAGCUGCGGCUCAGGCCCAACAUAGGGUGGGAUAACUCAUUCAGCUAGUUACAGAAGAAUUUGCAAUAGGAGAAAGAAUUUUAAAAAUACUUCCAAUGUGGAGAAGCUGGAAGGGUAUUUUUAAGCUAUAAUGCUUAUAACUCUUCUGUGUAAUUGCAAGGGACUUGGUAAUACAUCUAGGUAUAAUUAACUGUCAAUGAUACAAAUAGUGUAUGUAGAAGCUUCUGUCUGUGAAACCAGAGUCUAGCAAUUAGUGUCAUAUGCCUCAAUUUGUCUUACCACGCUUACCUUUUCUUUUCCACUAUUAAUCACCAUUAAACUAAUUCAUACAUCACCUAUACAGUCAUCUAAGCAGCAGUCUCUCAUACUGAAAUUGUAUGUUCAAAUGAUUAACAAUUGUAAUCACCCCAACCAACACCACUUGGUUGGUGCCUCUCUACAUGAGGAAAAUCUAGUGGUCAGACUUCUGCUGAUAUCCAUUACUAUGCUCAUGCAUCCAAGCCAUGUUUUUCCAUCUAUUAUGUAUCUCUGUAUUUAAACAUACAUGGAAGAGUGAUAUUUACACAAGAACCCUGUUAAUCAAAUCGCUAUAUUACCUGUUGCCCACCUGUAUGCCCAGGACAGAUUCUGACUUCACAUGGGUAUACAUGGACAGUAAGUCAGUAGCGUUACUUCAGAUAUACUCUAGAUCAGACUCUAGGCCACAGUGUCUAUGAAAAUGGGGGGGAAAGGGAGCAGUCCCAAUGUCUGGUCAGGUGAUCCAUCAUUUAAAAAAACAAAAACAAAUUAUGUCUGAGUGACUUCUACACAAAAUUCCCCUACUGUUAACAAAAGUUGGACAUUCACAAGAGCCAUUUAUAUAGUGGCAGAAUUGCUACUCACACAGAAUGUUCAAGGGGAGGUUUAUGCUCAGGCAGAUUUAGCUCUCACAGUCCUGUCCCAGGGGGCCCUCAGCAGAGAGGCUCCCCAAUGGGGGAGGCAUUCAGUACAAAGUUCUUUGGGUGAAAACCCCCUGCUGGAGUGAAGAGCAAACAGAUACUCCCAGGGCUAGUAGCACCAGCAGAUAAGGGAAGGGGGUGAGGGAGAGACAGGUACAGAUUAUCUUUGUAAUGGAAUGAUUUUUACCAAGUGCUAAGCGUAUGUCUGAGGUGUUCAGCUGAAGUUGAUACCGAGUGGAUUUGAAGGCUGUUCUCAGUAACCAUUGCAACCUUAAGGAUCUCAGCUCAAGAAAAAUCUCAGAAUUGUUAAGUGAUCAUAUGCUGAAGACUAAGGAUUUCUGUUAAAGGGGAUUAUGAAGAACUCAGUGAUAAAGCUUCUGUUUGCUUCUAGUUAGUUCUGAGAGUCUGGGUUUUCAGCAGUGUGAAAAAAUUAGACAAAUUGUUUGAACUUUGAAAAUGACUUAUAGCUGGUGCUAUCGGAGAUUCAAUUAAACGUUGCAUGAUGAUGGAGUUCGAAACGCCCAUCCUCACUAAAAUUGCGUGCUGUUUCUGAACACCAAAAAAAAUCCAUAUUUUCAAUUUUAUUUUUUAAAACUCAUAUUAGAUUGGAUUAUAUAAUUAAACUAUUUAGUUGAAUAAAGUCACAAAACCAUC